CGGGGCCUGCCUGGUGUGAUGGCUUCGCCCGCGAACCCUUCUUGGUGUAACGACCGGAGAGUAGCAGCACAGCAACCCUAGCGCAGAGGCGGGUCCGACCGCGCGAUGACACCAGGCACAGACCAUUCGCCGCCGGGGGAUCUUUCCUGAGGGCGCGGACGAGGGAGCGGGAUCCGGUUGGCGACUGACAUCUCGCCCCGCCCUAGAUUCUUUCAGGGUCGGCUGUCUCUGAACAGUGGAUCCCAGUGAGGAAGAGCCGGGCGCACGCUGAUUGCGUCACCAAACCACGCACUCAGCCCGAGCAAGCCCCUCUCCGGGAGAGGCCUCGGUGGGGGAGGGCCCUGCGCACUGUGAUGACGCCAAGUCCCGCCCGUUUGAGGAGUGGAGCGGUGCAGCCCGCGGUCCCCCUCAGUGGGGCGCUGGCGCGCGGGCUAGAGCGACCUGCGGUCCGUGGGAGAGCCGCGCCCGCCUCGGCAGGGAGGAGUGCUCAGCGCGGCUGGAGAUGAGCAGCGCGGGGGGCGAGGGGCCGGAGGCCGGUCCUGGCCGGGCUGGGGGCCGCUCCGAGCCCGAGGCCCCGGGCAGCGCUCUGAGUGUGGACUUGCCGGGGCUGCUGGGGCAGCUGGCGCGCAGCUUCGCGUUGCUGCUGCCGGUGUACGCCCUGGGCUACCUGGGGCUGAGCUUCAGUUGGGUGCUGCUGGCGCUCGGGCUGCUCGCCUGGUGCCGCCGGAGCCGCGGCCUCAAGGCCAGCCGCCUGUGCCGCGCGCUGGCGCUGUUGGAGGACGAGGAGCAAGCUGUGCGCCUGGGAGUGCGCGCCUGCGACCUGCCCGCCUGGGUUCAUUUUCCAGACACUGAAAGAGCAGAAUGGCUAAAUAAGACUGUAAAGCACAUGUGGCCCUUUAUUUGUCAGUUUAUCGAGAAGCUCUUUCGAGAAACCAUAGAGCCAGCUGUGCGUGGAGCAAAUGCUCACCUCAGCACCUUCAGCUUCACAAAAGUGGAUGUGGGUCAGCAGCCCCUGAGAGUCAAUGGUGUUAAGGUUUAUACUGAAAAUGUAGACAAAAGACAAAUUAUUCUGGACCUUCAGAUUAGUUUUGUAGGAAAUUGUGAGAUUGAUUUGGAGAUCAAAAGAUAUUUUUGUAGAGCUGGUGUGAAAAGUAUUCAGAUCCAUGGGACAAUGCGGGUGAUAUUGGAGCCCCUGAUUGGAGACAUGCCUUUAGUUGGAGCUUUGUCCAUCUUCUUCCUUAGGAAACCACUUUUAGAGAUUAACUGGACAGGACUGACUAACCUUCUGGACAUCCCUGGACUGAAUGGUUUAUCUGAUACUAUCAUUUUGGAUAUAAUAUCAAACUAUCUAGUGCUUCCCAAUCGAAUCACCGUUCCUCUUGUCAGUGAAGUUCAAAUAGCUCAACUGCGGUUUCCCAUACCAAAGGGUGUCCUAAGGAUUCACUUUAUUGAAGCUCAAGAUCUUCAGGGCAAAGACACCUACCUUAAAGGCCUUGUCAAGGGAAAAUCAGACCCCUAUGGAAUUAUCCGGGUGGGCAACCAAAUCUUCCAGAGCAAAGUCAUCAAAGAGAACCUUAGUCCAAAAUGGAAUGAAGUGUAUGAGGCUUUAGUGUAUGAACACCCUGGACAAGAAUUGGAGAUUGAACUGUUUGAUGAAGAUCCAGACAAGGAUGACUUCUUAGGAAGUCUUAUGAUUGAUCUUAUUGAAGUUGAGAAGGAGCGCCUUUUAGAUGAAUGGUUCACUCUGGACGAGGUUCCCAAAGGAAAGCUGCAUUUGAAGUUAGAGUGGCUCACACUGAUGCCUGAUGCUGCAAACCUUGACAAGGUGCUGGCAGACAUCAGAGCUGACAAGGAUCAAGCCAAUGAUGGCCUUUCAUCUGCACUGCUGAUCUUGUAUUUGGAUUCUGCAAGGAACCUUCCGAGUAUCUACGAGGGAAACUUUGGGUGUGGCUACUUAAAAGAGAGGCGAGCGUCGGGACUAGUGUUUUGUGAGAAUACUACCUCAAUCUAUAGAACACUAUUUAGUAACCCAUUAGACUUUAACCCCGGUGUCUUGAAGAAGUCUGCAGUUCAGAGAGCUUUAAAGUCAGGGAAGAAAAUAAACAGCAACCCAAAUCCUCUUGUCCAGAUGUCAGUCGGUCACAAGGCUCAAGAGAGUAAGAUUCGAUACAAAACUAGUGAACCUGUAUGGGAGGAAAACUUCACUUUCUUCAUUCAUAACCCCAAGCGCCAGGACCUUGAAGUUGAGGUUAAAGAUGAGCAGCAUCAGUGUUCUCUGGGGAGCCUGAGGAUCCCACUCAGUCAACUGCUUACAAGUGACAACAUGACUAUAAACCAGCGGUUCCAGCUUAGCAACUCGGGUCCAAACAGCACCUUAAAAAUGAAGAUUGCCCUCCGGGUCCUCCAUCUUGAAAAGCAAGAAAGACCACCAGACUACCAGCAUUCAGCUCAAGUGAAACGGCCCUCUGUCUCCAAAGAAGGGAGGAAAAUGCCUAUCAAAUCUCAGAUGUCUGCGUCGCCAGGCACCAGUGGUGCCAACACUGCUCCGUCAACACCAGUCAUGGGAGUCGAUGAUAAGCCUGCCAUAGAGGAGAAGCCCCAGCCCCCUGAGGCCAGCCCUCUCGGGCAUCGUGACCUAGGCAGGAGCUCCUCCAGCCUCUUGGCCUCUCCAAGCCACAUUGCAGCCAAGGAACCCACCCCAAGCAUUGCCUCAGACAUAUCACUGCCCAUUGCCACUCAGGAGCUGAGACAAAGGCUACGUCAACUUGAAAAUGGGACAACCCUGGGACAGUCUCCUCUGGGGCAGAUCCAGCUGACUAUCCGGCACAGCUCCCAAAGGAAUAAGCUCAUCGUGGUUGUGCACUCCUGCAGAAACCUCAUUGCCUUCUCGGAAGAUGGCUCUGACCCAUAUGUCCGCAUGUAUUUAUUACCAGACAAGAGACGCUCAGGAAGAAGGAAAACACAUGUAUCAAAGAAGACAUUGAACCCUGUGUUUGAUCAGAGCUUCGACUUCAGUGUUUCGCUGCCUGAGGUGCAAAGGAGAACAUUGGAUGUGGCGGUGAAGAACAGUGGUGGCUUCCUGUCCAAAGAUAAAGGGCUUCUUGGCAAAGUGCUGGUUGCUCUGGCAUCUGAAGAACUCGCCAAGGGCUGGACCCAGUGGUAUGACCUCACAGAAGAUGGGACAAGGCCACAGGUGAUAACGUAGCUACGCUGGACGUAGGUCUAUCUUUCAGUGUAUCACGUGGCACCUCAACAUGGAACACACCUUCUCGCAGAUGUACCAAUGCUAUUUUUAUAAUUUUAAGUAUUGAGUUAUACAUACCUUAAUAAUUUUAUAAAACUUGGCAUUGUAGGAAAAUUUGGCCAAUAUUAUUGUUGAAUCUCCCUGUUGAGCUUCCUCCAGUGCUUCACCAGGCACCGCAGUAUGCAGUGGUGUAGUGAUGUGUUUCCUGUGCUGUGUGUAGCUCUGUCAGCCGCACCUGCUGGAAAGCAGAUACCUGGACUUGUUUCUGCCUUGUCCUGCAUCCUGGAGGUGCACUACACCAUGUAAAUAGAUUCUUUUUUAUAAUAUCUACAUGCUGGUUUGGAUAAAGAAGAAAAUGAAUUAAGGAAAUAUGUAUUUUCUUCUAAGACUUAUUACAUUCUGUGACAAAUUAAUCAUUUUCAUCUUUUCAGCAAAAUGUUCUCAUAGAGUUGUUGUGUGAUAUGCCUUUUUAAGGAAAAAUGGGAAGAUUAUUAAAUAUUAGAAUUUUUAUGUCUAUUAUGAACGAUAAAACAAAUUUCAAAUUACUAACAUUAUUAUAAAUAGGAAAAUACAGUGAGAAGUCAGUAAAUGGCUAAUUUAAAAAGUUGUAUAACUGAGUACUGGACAAUACCGAGAGCAUUGUUAAGGCUCUGGAGAAUCACAGUAUACUCAUCUGAAAUGUAUUACAUAAGAAAGGAAUGUGCUGUUUAUUUGUGUAAUUGUUUGUUAUAACAGACUCAUGAGUAGUACAGAGAUACACACAUGCUAGGCAUUGUACCUCACAUCUGUAAUCCCAGGGUAUGGGAGGCCACACCAAGAAGACCCAAGUGUUAAAGGCCAGCCUGGGCUACACAGCAAAACUCUGUCUUGGGAAAAAGAAACAUACAUUAUAUUUUGCCCAAAGCAUAUUAGGAUAUAAGGUGUUAUCAAGAGUGAUGCAAGCUUAGUUUGUUUUGUCCUUGUUUCUUACCCUAGGAAGACAGGUCUGUCGUUACUGUAAAGAGGUGAAAUGGGAUGGAUGCAUAGUAACAAAGGGUGCUGAGCUAAAGACGUUAGUUAGAGCACUGCAGUUGCUCUUGAUGGGAGAACCUGGCCAUAAGUCCACACACAGGAUACACACCUCUAGGUGGAGCUUCCUGUGCUUCCCCUCAUGCGUGACAAAACAUCCUGCGCAGUGCCAGCAAGCUGCUGUCAGGCUUGACAUUUCGUGGAUAUCCUCAUUUUGUGCCAUGCCAGAUGUUAAUACAAUUUUUAUUUUGGAAUCCUUUUAUUUUUAGAUUGGGAAAAGCAUGUUUUACGUAUGUAAGAGAUCUCAAACCUCUUGUGAGGUGAGGCUAUGUCACAGUAUUAUAAGCUAUGCAUGUCUGUAAGCAAAAGAUGCACAAAUGUAGGAAGAUUUUUUUUCAGUAUGCAUUUUAACCUCUAGGAUGAAAAGGGCUUCUCAGCUAUGAGAUCAUUUAAAACUAAUGUACACUUAUAGCAGGAAAAUACAGCUUUGUAAUCAAAAUUGGAGUAGUUCCAUUCACAUGCUUCUUGGAAUUAAACCUAUGGGAAGCUUAUGUGACCAAACAUACCAAAGUGCCUGUGAUGAAUAUCGAGUGUUCCUUUUGCACUCUCCUCCUGUCUAAAAGAUGAAAGUGUGCCUCAGUUUGUAAUGUAACAUGUACAGUUGUAAUGCAGUCUGUGGCUCUUCACAGCACACCCCAGGUAGUCAUACGGUCAGAGUAAUCUCUCUCCUGCCAUCUGACACCUUCCUCUGAAUCCUGUUUAUAAAUCUCUUUUCAUUAGUGAGCAGGAUUGUGGGAAAGUUUGUGUAUGUACACACAUGAACAUAUAUGUACAUAAAAUAUUCCAGGGUGGCAUUUUGGUUGCAGGAGAAAGGCAGGUUAUAGUAAAACUAGUUGCUUGACCGUGGUAUUGGCUUUUUUUUCCUUAAGUGUGUUUUUAAUUAAGUCCAUUUAAGAGCUUCUGUCUAUAAAAGAGAUUUUUUUUUUCCUGAAAUUGUAUCAUGGCAAUGGUUUUUCAUCAACAACCUAUCUAUCUUAGUUUUGCAUCCAUAGACUUAGUCUGUUAAGUGUGUAUUUUAUUUAAUGGAAUGCUUUUCAUAACUAAUUAGGCAAAUUGAGUAGAGUUAAGGGUACAAUCCCCUAAUAAAUCAGUAUGAUCCCUACUACAGUCACAAAAGCUGGUGCCAAUGAGUUCAGAUACAGUGCCCCCACGUCCAUCAUCUGAGUCUUCAAGUAGCAUCUCCAGUCUAUGUGGAAAGGAGAGAGAAGGUCCAGUAAUACUAGCCCAGUGAGUUGUGGUUCUGAGUGCUGCAUGAGGAGGGCUGACUUGCCAUCAAGGCACACUCCAGUGUCCUGAAGAUAGACACUUUCAGUUCUCAAAAUGUUAACUUUUAGUUUUUAAUGACUUACCUAGGAAAAAAGAAUGUUACAUUUUCUACUUUGAGCCAAACCAAUGAGGAAAUUAGUGAUUUCAAGUACACCUCUCCUAACUUAUUCGUGUGGUGGCUUAUCCUGUGCCUUAAAGUACAAAGGUGUUUUCAAGUUUCAGAUGAAAACAGAAGCAGCCUUGCAACCAUAUGUACUACCAUUUGUAUUUUGCACUCUAUAUUUCUUGUACAGGCAGUCCCUAUGCAGAGGUGUUUAGGAUUAGUUUAAAAAACCUCAGGCAGAUACAGAGAGUGAAGCCUGCUGCAGUGAAUGGUCCCAUCUGGAUUACCCACUGUAGGGGUGGGCCAUAGAGGGUGAUUCUUGUUUUUUGUUGUUUGUUUGUUUGUUUGUUUUAAUCAUAGAAUGUCCUUUUUGCUUAAUUUUAUAUAACAGCACAUGUAUUUAUUCAAUAAAACUUUUAUGUUAGUGUA
Messenger RNA from Mus caroli (Ryukyu mouse), 6110 nucleotides. RefSeq names its product extended synaptotagmin 2 (gene Esyt2). The record is from RefSeq and is a predicted model, not a curated record. Gene Ontology annotation, cellular component: endoplasmic reticulum membrane. NCBI's taxonomy places the organism in Eukaryota, Metazoa, Chordata, Mammalia, Rodentia, Muridae. Gene Ontology annotation, molecular function: calcium ion binding; phosphatidylethanolamine binding; phosphatidylinositol binding. Gene Ontology annotation, biological process: lipid transport.